Messenger RNA from Centruroides sculpturatus (bark scorpion), 4115 nucleotides. RefSeq names its product protein draper-like. Gene Ontology annotation, molecular function: scavenger receptor activity; protein binding. The record is from RefSeq and is a predicted model, not a curated record. The coding region runs from base 265 to 2859 and encodes 864 amino acids. NCBI's taxonomy places the organism in Eukaryota, Metazoa, Arthropoda, Arachnida, Scorpiones, Buthidae. The transcript is spliced from 25 exons.
GUUACACCGCUUCCAAGGUUAGUAAAAAGUAAGCUUUGCACCCGUUGUGACGUGUACGGGUAGUGUUAAACGUUCCUUUAAACGGAUGAAGAUAUUAAUGCACUGAUACCAUCUAUUGACAAUUGAGAAAAGGGUUGCAAAGUGCUAAUUUUACGUAUGCUUCCAGCCAAUUUUCAGCAUAAAGUUUUAUAUCUGGGAAUUUUCGUAAUUAAGGAAAGAUAAUAAACAUCCUUUGAAGUUAUAUAUUGAUUAAUUGCUGUCAUAAUGAUAAAUGCAGUGAUAUCUGUGAUAUUUUUGCUGUCAUUAGUAACAGUUAAUGCCUUGAUAUCUCUUCCUGAUGGGCCAAAUGUGUGUAAGAAAGAAGAAAGUUACGUCGUAACGAAGAGGGUUGCAUAUAGAAGACCGUACCAAGUGAGAACAUUUACGUGGUGUUUUAAUAUACCACCGAGAUGUUCUAAAUAUAAAAUACAAUAUAAUGUUGCUUACAAAACAGAAGCCGAAGUUAAGAAGAGAAUCGUUAACGAAUGCUGUUCUGGCUACACUCAGGCUGAAUCCAAAUGCAUUCCUAUAUGCCAUCAACCGUGUUUACACGGAUUGUGUGUGGCACCUGAUAAAUGUGAAUGUAAAGAAGGAUGGAGAGGAAGUUCAUGUGAUUCUUCUUGUGAAUCUGGAAAAUGGGGAUUAAAUUGUAAUGCAGAUUGCAUAUGUCAGAAUAGUGGUGUGUGUGAUCCUGUAACUGGUAACUGUACAUGUUCAAGAGGAUGGACGGGCUCUGAUUGCAGUAAACCAUGUGAUGUAGGAUUUUAUGGAUAUUUUUGCGAGGAAGUAUGCCGAUGUGAAAACAAUGCAAUUUGUCAUCACAUUUCGGGUGCUUGUAAUUGCACAGCAGGUUAUCAAGGACCUUUAUGCAGCGAGAAAUGUCCCGAAGGAUUGCAUGGUUAUAAUUGCAGCAAAGAAUGCCAGUGUCAAAAUAAUGGAACGUGCGAUCACGUGACUGGAUUAUGUACAUGUCAACCGGGAUAUACGGGAACUGUUUGUGCUGAUGUUUGUCCUAAAGGAUUUUAUGGAGAAAGCUGCAGUCAGAAAUGUGAUUGUUAUAAUAAUGCCAAUUGUCAUUCGGUGACAGGAGAGUGUAUUUGUCCUGCAGGAUUUUUUGGUGAAAAGUGUGAAUACAGGUGUCCGAUAGGAACGUGGGGAUUUAAUUGUUCAGAAGUGUGCUUGUGUGAGAAUGGUCUGUGUCGAGAAGACAACGGAGAUUGUUUGUGUUUCUCGGGAUUUGUCGGUACUUUCUGCGAACAGAGAGCUUGUUCUGAAAAUAAUUACGGUGAUUAUUGCAAUAAGACGUGUCAGUGUGUUCCACAGAAUUCCCUCAGCUGUCAUCCUUAUAGCGGAGAGUGUAAGUGUAAACCCGGAUGGACAGGAGACUUUUGUGAAGAUGCUUGUCCUGCUCCGACUUAUGGAAGCGAAUGUUCGGAAACUUGCAAUUGUCAGAAUGGUGCUCUCUGUAAUCAUGUAACUGGAGAAUGUUAUUGUUCGCCUGGUUACACUGGGAAAAACUGUUCCGAGUUAUGCCCCGAAGGAACUUACGGUAGCUAUUGCGAAAACACCUGCUUAUGUGAAAACAGCUACAACUGUUCGCGUACCACAGGCUAUUGCUUCUGCAAGCCAGGUUGGAAUGGUACAAGAUGUAAUAUGCCUUGCUCUGAAGGAAACUAUGGUCAGAACUGUAAUGAAAAAUGUAAAUGCCAGAAUGGUGCCAUUUGUGAACAUGUCCACGGAAAAUGUAUGUGUUCACCUGGUUAUAUUGGUGAUUUUUGUGAAGAGAAAUGCCAGCCAGGACAUUACGGCAUUAAUUGCACUCAAAGGUGUGAAUGCGAUUUUCUCAAGAGUUNUCUUGUUAAAGGGAGUGUAGUUCAUUUGGUAUAUCUAAUAAACAUCUAUGUUGCUACAGGAGGCAAGAUACCCAAGAAGAGAUGUCAAGAUGGUUAUUAUGGCAUAAACUGUUCCGUAAGAUGUCCUCAAUAUCCUAAUGGCAACGGAAGUUGCGAUCCGGUUACCGGAGCACUAUUCUGUCUCCCUGGCUACAUUGGUUGGAAUUGUAAUGAAAGAUGUCCAAAUGACAAAUGGGGACAAGAUUGUUUGAAUGAGUGUAAUUGUAAAAAUUCGGCAGAAUGCGAUCACGUAACUGGUUCUUGUACAUGUCAGCCUGGGUGGAUUUAUGACGACUGCUCAGUUCCAUGUCCAAAUGGAACCUACGGUUUACAAUGCCAAUACAGGUGCUCUUGUAACAAUAAUGCAUCUUGUCGACAUUUUGACGGAAUGUGUCAUUGUUCUCCUGGCUGGAUGGGUGCAAAAUGCGAAGAAGCUGAAACUUAUUCAGAAACGCAAGCCGUGAUACAAACUCAUACUUCAAAUACAAACAUUGGAUUUAUUAUUGGAAUUUGCAUCACCGUUCUGUUAUUAAUUAUCAUAAUUGUUAUAGUUCUGUACUAUAAAAGAAAAGUCAGGAAAUUGAAAAAAGAUUUGUCGUAUGCGGCUUAUAGCGUCGAGCCUCCAAUAGAUAACAAUAGCCACUUUGAUAACCCUUUGUAUGGAAAUCAAGAAUAUAAUGUGCCAAAUAACAUUGUCGAAACGGGGGAGAAUAAAACUUCCGAAAAGAAGACAAACAACAUCGAGAAAGCAAAAUGUUACGAGGAAGAGCGGCGUGAAUCGACUACAAGUGAGAAAAAUAUACACAUAUUGCCAUAUAAUUUAAAUCUAUAUCAAAACGUAGACGAUCACCACACGUAUCAGAAUUUGUCUGAAAGGAUUGAUGAAAAUACAGGUAGAAAGAUUGAAGGUGUAGAUUCCACUUGCUAAUGAGGAAACUCGUUUCUCUGGAAGAAUUUUUCUAGUGCCGAGUUGUAGGAUUAUUUUUUGUAUUAGAUAAAUUAGGUCAACAAUUCCGUUAUUAUCUACAAAACUUAACGAAGAAAAGUGACUUAAUAAAAAUAAUUCCUAAUACAAGACCAAUUACGGUAAUUUAGAAUUAGUUUUUUUUUUUAAAGCUGAAAAUUAAUUUAUCCAAUUCUCUGUCUAUUUUUUCCUAUUUUGCAGUUACAGCAAAUGUCCGUAAGAUCUCCAACAAAGUAGUUUUGAGCCUUUCGGCCAGUGGCAUAGCUAGAGAUUUUAUUAGUCCCUUAAGCAAAAUAUGGUAACGAGUCUUCCAUUGCCUAGGACCUAGCUCCUCCACAUUCGUGAAAUGGGAAUUUAAACAAAAUAUAGAGAUAGUUAAUAUUAAAUUUGCUUACGUCAAAAGGAAAAAAGUCGCAUAGGAAUUACGUGAUUUCCAUGAUUAUUAUUAUAAAUACUAGCUGUAAAUUUAUAUCUUAAGAUGCAUAUUAUUUAACAAAAAAAAUUUGAUGGACAUUUCAUAUAUCAUAUAAGAGAUUCCAUUAUACAGCCAUGUUAUUAAUUACUAUCAGACCACUGCACUUUUUCAAAACAAUAUGAUAAGUGUAAUCAGAAAAAAUAAACUAUAAAACUCUAAAAUUAAUCAUUCCUAGUCACAAAAAAUAUAUUUAUAAGAUGUGGUCUGGUCCCCUUUAUUUGUGGUCUCUUAACCAUCACUUAACUGUGUGUAAUAGUAGUUAUGCCACUGCUUUGGUCCUAGUGUCUACAAAGUUUUUAUGAUGGGCCUAAAGGUUUGAAAGUACUUGAGAGUUACGGCAAAGAAGCAUGAUAAACAUUUGAACAUUUGUAGAGUGGAACCUACAAAUGUUCAAAUGUUUCUCGUGACAGGGCAGCAACACUGCAAUUGCUCAGUAUUUUAAAAGUAUGUCGUACGAUUGCAUUAUGCAUACUGCACUUUUUAAGUCUGCGUCCAUUGUCGCGUUAUCGACACCUCAUACUGUCGAUCCGGAAUUAGCACCGGUUUAAUUGGUGUUGAUCUUACUUUUUUACAGUGGUAAAUUAGAAUUUAUUAUUGCUCAAAAGCAAAGAUUUUGUAAUUUAUGGUUACAGCAUUGGGGUCAAGAUGUAAAAUAUUAUAAUAUACAACAAUUCAGUUACAUUUUGUACUAGUCAUUGAAUUUCUUUAUUGAAGAAAAAUAAAAACGUAAAUAUUCUUAUGUCAA